Messenger RNA from Ostreococcus lucimarinus CCE9901, 507 nucleotides. RefSeq lists its product with no specific name. Bases 1 to 507 code for a protein of 168 amino acids. Lineage: Eukaryota; Viridiplantae; Chlorophyta; Mamiellophyceae; Mamiellales; Bathycoccaceae. Gene Ontology annotation, cellular component: extrinsic component of mitochondrial inner membrane. Gene Ontology annotation, molecular function: metalloendopeptidase activity. Gene Ontology annotation, biological process: mitochondrial proton-transporting ATP synthase complex assembly; mitochondrial protein processing. The record is from RefSeq and is a predicted model, not a curated record. The transcript has a single exon.
AUGGCGACUCGCACGUCGCCCAUCGUGCGAUUCAUGCUGCAGAAGCUCGCCGAGGCUGGGUGCGCGAUCGACGCGAGAUUUUUCAGCGUGGAGACGUGCGACAAGAGCGUCGUCGGAGGGUUUCGACCGCCCGAUGGGGUGGUGAUGUGCCACAAUCAGAUACACGAUCGAACGACGAUGGAAAACAUGCUGGCGCACGAGCUGAUACACGCGUACGAUCAGUGCCGGGGAGGGAAAAAGAUGAACUGGCUCGACGUGCGACAGCACGCGUGCUCGGAGGUGCGCGCGGCGAAUUUGAGCGGGGAUUGUCACUGGAUGAACGAGCUCAUGCGAGGACGGGUGUUCUUUGACUUGAAGAAACAUCAUCAAAAGUGCGUGCGACGGCGCGCGGAGCUCUCGGUGGCGAUGAACCCGAAUUGUACGAGCGACGCGCACGCGAAACAAGUCGUCGACGAGGUCUUCGAGCGAUGCUUCAAAGAUACGGCGCCGUACGACGACAUCCCGUGA